Maudiozyma saulgeensis is the source of this 528-nucleotide messenger RNA. The record is from the annotation of a GenBank genome assembly. NCBI's taxonomy places the organism in Eukaryota, Fungi, Ascomycota, Saccharomycetes, Saccharomycetales, Saccharomycetaceae.
AUGGUAGGGAAACAAAAGGUCAACAAAUAUAUUCCACCAUUAAAUUUCUCACCUGUAAUAUCCACAGAAGUAUCAUUAUAUAGAUCUGGAUAUCCAAUGCCAAUUAAUUAUAGUUUUAUAAUGGAUCAACUUCAUUUAAAGACUAUUGUAUAUGUUGGUGAUAAGAAUAAAAUAUCUGAAGAAUAUUUAAAUUUUUUAAAAGAACAAAUGAUUCAAUUUGUUUAUAUACCGAUGGAAUCUUGUCGAGAUGAUGGAAUUAACAAAGAAAUUGAUAAAGUAUUAGAAAUGAUUGUUAAUGUUGAUAAUUAUCCAAUGUUAAUUCAUUCAAAUAAAGGGAAACAUCGUGUUGGUAUAAUUGUUGGAAUUGUACGAAAAAUUUUACAAGGCUGGAGUAUUGCUUCAAUAUACCAAGAAUAUGGGUUAUUUUCCGGUGGACUUAAAGAUGAAGCAGAUUUAGAAUUUAUUACAAUGUUUAUAAGCCAUUUAGAAGUUUAUAAAGAUAAAAUGCCAAAAUUUGUUCGAAUGUAA